Anas platyrhynchos (mallard) is the source of this 5206-nucleotide messenger RNA. RefSeq names its product ectodysplasin A (gene EDA). Gene Ontology annotation, cellular component: membrane. The record is from RefSeq and is a predicted model, not a curated record. NCBI's taxonomy places the organism in Eukaryota, Metazoa, Chordata, Aves, Anseriformes, Anatidae. Gene Ontology annotation, biological process: animal organ development; immune response. Gene Ontology annotation, molecular function: death receptor agonist activity; tumor necrosis factor receptor binding; death receptor binding.
GGGGCGCUGGGGCGGCCCCGGCCGCGCAGCCCCCGGCGGCCCGGCCCGGCACGGCACGGCACGGCGCGGCUCGGCACGGCGCGGGGCGGCCCGGCGGAGCAUGGAGCAGUAGCGGCUGUGCGCCUCGCCGCUCGGACCGCCGGCCAUGGGCGCGGAGCGCAGGGGGGAGGCGGCCCGCGGGGGCUGCGCCUGCAGCGGCGGCGGAGGGGGAGGAGGAGGAGGAGGAGGAGGAGAAGGAGGAGGAGGUGGAGGAGGAGGAGGCGGCAGCUGGCGGCUCUUCCUCGGCUUCUUCGCGCUGUCGCUGGCGCUGCACGUCCUGACGCUGGGCUGCUACCUGGAGCUGCGCUCCGAGCUGCGCCGCGAGCGGGGGCCGCAGCCCAACGCCCCCCCGCGCCGCGACGGCACCGCGGCCGCACCGCCCGCGGCUCCGCCCGCAGCGCGCCCGCAGCGCCCGCCCGAGGGCGCCGAGCGGCGGCAGCAGCAGCAGCUGGCCUUGCUGAACUUCUUUCACCCUGAGGACAAGCUGCACGUUGGAGAGGAAGGGAGACGUGUCCGGCGGAAUAAAAGGAGUAAAGGCAGCGAGGGGCCCGAUGGUCCAAGUUCAGUUAAAAACAAGAAAAAGGGUAAAAAGGCCGGUCCUCCAGGGCCCAACGGACCCCAGGGGCCACCCGGCCCUCCUGGCCCCCAGGGCCCCCCCGGCAUUCCCGGCAUCCCCGGGAUCCCCGGCACCACCGUCAUGGGACCCCCCGGCCCCCCCGGCCCACCGGGCCCUCAGGGACCCCCUGGGCUGCAGGGCCCCUCAGGUGCCACAGACAAGGCAGGCUCCAGAGACAUCCAGCCAGCUGUGGUCCACCUUCAAGGCCAAGGCUCAGCAAUCCAAGUGAAGAAUGAUCUUUCAGGUGGAGUCCUCAAUGACUGGUCUCGCAUCACUAUGAACCCCAAGGUGUUUAAGCUGCAUGCCCGCAGUGGGGAGCUGGAGGUACUGGUGGACGGCACAUACUUCAUCUAUAGUCAGGUAGAAGUAUACUACAUAAACUUCACAGAUUUUGCCAGCUAUGAGGUGGUGGUGGAUGAGAAACCCUUUCUGCAAUGCACUCGGAGUAUUGAGACCGGCAAGACCAACUUCAAUACCUGCUAUACAGCUGGGGUCUGCCUCCUCAAAGCCAGGCAGAAGAUCGCUGUGAAAAUGGUCCAUGCUGACAUCUCCAUCAACAUGAGCAAGCACACAACUUUCUUUGGGGCUAUACGCCUAGGAGAUGCACCAGCAUCCUAGAUGAACUUGGCAUAUCCAAGGAUACUCACAGAACUGCACAGUGCUGCUGUUCAUAAGCGUAUCAGUAUUUCAGGGGGUUCUGUAAUCCGGCCAUAAAGAAAACUGAUCCAGAGCUAUUUAUUCCUAUAUGUGAAUGCAGGAAGCACAAUGUCUUCUGUGACUCGCAUGGAGACUUGGAUCAAAAGGCUAGCUGAAAAAGCGUUGUGAGGAAGAAAGGCUGGCGUGUCUGCCUUGUCUCAGUAUUUCCAGUAUUACUGCACUGAUAUUCCGCUCUGUGAUCUUCACAUGAGGCUUGUUGAGAGUGAUGUGGGUCUCUGCUUCUAUGUUGCACUAGCAAGAGCAUCCCAGGCAGCAGCAGGAGAGGACAGACGUCGGUCAGAGGGGUCCUGUCUAGGCUUCACUCCUGCUUCUGCCCGCUAACGAGAGCAAGAAAUGGGGUUUCUGCUUUGCUGCCUUCCCGGUUCCAGCUGGGAGGGCAGCACGGUGCCAAGGGAGGCGAGUAGGACAGAGUCAGUGGCGUUUACAUUCAUCCUCAGGAGCGUGAGAAAGGAAGGCGAAGAGCUUGAAAGCAGGCUGCAAAAGCGGUGUGUCUGAGAGGAAGCUAAACACUCACCAGAGCAGGCUUAGCACAGAGAAAUCUGCCUCUACAUCCCAGAAAUCGCAAAGUCCCAAAGAUAAAGAUGAUCCCGGUUCCAGAGCCUCUGCUACUUUCAGCUCCUGCCAUUGCCCCAGAGGUGUACGCUGCCCUAACGGGGGCUGCCUUAAAGUACUGCUGCUGUUACAGCAAGUUGUGUUUUUGUUUGGUUUGGUUCUUUUUUUUUUUUUUUUUGUCUUUUUAAUUAAUGUGUUGCAAACCAGAACACAUUUCUACAGGCUUCACAGAGCCAUGUAGAGCAGACACAAGUACUUGUGAAAACACUCUGAAGAAGUUUGUCAUGUUUAAGAAUAAAAUAUUCAAACAGGAAAGGUUUUUUUUUUUUUUUUUCUUUUUUCUGUUUUAAUAGCAACUGCCCUGCUCUUAGAUGUGGUUUUUAUCCUUCCUCCCCACACCCUUUUCCUUUUGGCACUCUUCUACCUAAAAUGCUCUAAUAAGUGGUGAUGGAGGCUCUAGCAAAAAUGUGUAUUUAAGAAGUCUGGUCCAGCAUGAAGUCACCACUUUUUCUUUUCUCUGAGCCCUGCUGAGUCUAGUCAUAACUCGAUUUCUGGUGACUAAUAGGGUAGCUGGGACGCUAUUGUUUCUUUUGGCUUCUUGAGCAACUCUCUCCCGUUACCUCCCCUCAACUGGGGAGAUCUAAAGCUAUAAGAUGUGCUUGGGCUGAGCGCGGGGCUGGGGCGCUCGGGUUUGGAGGUGGCGUUGGCUCGGUGGUGCAGCCGGGUUGCUUCUUGGAGCACAUUUAAUUAAGCGAAGAGGGCAGCAAAAUUUCAGCCUCUAUGGCCAAAAGGAAUAGCAGGGCUGGGAGCAAGCCCCAAACCGAUGGCUUGGGUGCUGUAGCUCAGCUCCUGGCCAGCAGCAGAGCUCACCUGCAGGGUGUGGGGUCACCAUCGGUGCGGCCCCCCCGGCCGGGGCACCCUCAGCUCCACCACUUUUCCCAAUCCGCAGCGAGUGAUCUCACUUGCCAACUAUUGCAGUUAUUGGGAGAUAAAUAUUUCUUGGGGGCACCCAGCUUUGGCUUCGGCCUCGCUAUUCACAGGAGGCGUGCAGUUUGUAAAAUAACUGCAUGAAAAAUUGCCUGCUAUUUCUUUUUCAAUAUGUUCCCCUCCUUUCUAGCCUUAACAUGUUGGACGAGCAAGAGCCUUAGGGGCACUUAACUAGUCUUUGUGGUUUAUUUCCUUUAAAAUGGAUUAAGAAGGACAUGUUCCUCUGACAAGAAUGAAUCAGGACAACUGUGUAUAGUGAGAACAUUAAGCAAAUCAUUAACAGAAUUGCUUUAGAAUACAGUCUGAACAGCAAGACUUUGGGGCAAGCAUAAAUAAUGAAAAGGCUCGGGCGAGCACGAUGGAUGCAGUUUGCAUUCUUUGUCCCCCACUGGCAGGAUCUGUGAGUCGCUUCUGAGGAUGGCUGCGAGCAGGAGGAGGCAGAGGGAGAAUCCCAUUGCUGCAAAAACCCCAGGCAGCGCCGCCAAGCUCCCCCUUGGCAUGCGCACAGGGCAGCGGGGAGGGGGGCACGGGGAAGCGAUUCCUGCCUCCCUCCUCGCGAGCAGCGGAAGGUUUUAGGGGCUGCUUCUGGUCUCACACCACAGCCUGAGCGCCACGACGUGGGCUCAGAGACCAGGGAGUGCCUGGCUUGGGGUGGCCUUCGUGCCAAGAGCCACCUUCACCGCUGCUCCGAGCGAUCGCUGCAUCGCCGGCCCUGCGGCAGCCCCGGGGGUGUUUUAUACUUGAAACCCUUGGGCCACCCUCCAACAAGUUCUCGUUAAUGAAGUAUUGCAGUGCAGGUUGCCUAGGCUGUAGCACAGCUCCUUCUGUGUGACACUUCUCUGCGCCACCACCCUCGGUGCCUCUGCAGGUUUCCAUUCGCGGAGCCAGGCAGGGCUGGGAGCAGCACAAAAGAGCUCGAGGAGGAUGCGUGUGGAAGGGUCCAAGCACCUCCAGCAGGAGCAGGGCCUCGCUCCAGUCUUUCCCUCUCACGUCUCCUCAUUCCGAUGUGUGUCCGUCCCUAGGCUGGCUGGGAAGGAAGCUCCCCACGGACAGACCGACAUCGGCGUGCUGGAGACGGUGGCGCAGCGCUCCGGGGGCGCAGCGCUCCGGUCCCCCCAGCAGUCGCUGCUGGCUUCCCCUCGGCAGCGCUAGCUCGCUCUCACCUCCGUGCCUUAGCUCUGCUGCUCCGUGCUUGGCUGGACUCCACUUGCAGAAAUGUAGCAAGCAGCUGAUUGGGAUUUAAUUCGUUCAAAACCCUUCUCCCCCCCCCAAGACCCUCUAUGCAGGGACAAUCCGUAGGGAAGCCGGCUCUGUUCUUGUGUUCACCUUUGGAAGGAAGGAUUCUCUCCAGCAAAGGCGUUUGGGCACGGCUCCCUGCCCACAAAAACCUGGCUGUGCUUUCCUCCAGCGCCUUUCUCGCCCAGGUAAGCAGCUGUGGGCUUACUGCUGCCCCCUGCCAGCCCAUCAGGGGACUCGGCAGUGUCCUUCCAGCACUUGGUGCUCAGAAAAGGGCACCUGGGCUGUGUUUGGAGAGAGAUGAGCAAACUGCAUUCGCUUGGUCCUUCUUCCAUCCGCUAGGGCAGCCCCUCUUCUGGCAAUCAGCCCCGUGAAGGCGCUCACUCUCUCGUGGCCCUCUGACUUACCGUGUGCCUGCCGUGAGCCCCCCUUCACUGUCCCCAAAAGUCCCGGCAUGGGCAUUUGGAGAAAGCGGAGGAGAGGCUGCGCCUCGCGGUCUGCCAAGGUACGGGGCAGAUGUUCAGGUGGGAGCUGCUCCCAGGUGUGCAUCUGCCGUGGCUCUGUGAAAUCCGGACAUGCCGCAAGCAGCACGCCCCUGGGGGUGUCAGCUCAGAGCUCGGGAGCAAAAAGGCAGCUGGUCACAGCCAGCCCCCGGCUGCAAGCUGAGCCUCCUCUGGGCCGGCUGCUCGGGUUUGUUCCAUUUCUCUGGCCCACGGACCAGACCCUGUCCCCUGUCCAGGCGCAGCUGUUUGGUUGCUGCACCCAUUUACAAGCCCGAUCCCCCCCUGAUGUCUGCCUGCAUCACGUCCAGGUGUAGGAGGAAGCCUCUCCUCAACCUCCCCAAUAAAAGCGUAAUGGGAGAGGGGCUGUGGGAACAGACGCCCAGCUCCGAGCCCGUUACCUGUCCGAGCUGCACAGAGAUAUCCUGAUGCUGUUUUGUGCUUCGACAUCUUUAUCCAAGACACUAUCUGUAUAUAAACUAUACAUAAUGUAUAUAAAUUAGGAUGUAAGUUUAUGUAAAUUGUCAAUAUUUUCUUUGCAAAUAAAGCUUUUUCCUGA